AUGUGGGUGUUGCUGUAUGCCUUCUUGUCCCUGCCGCUGCUGCUGUGGCUCUACCAGGAGUUGAGCACCUUCAGACGGAGGCAAGUGCUGAAAAGAUUCGCUGGGCCGAAACGAUUGCCCUUAGUGGGAAAUGCUCAUCAGAUGGGCAAAAAUCCAACAGAAAUACUCGAUCAGAUAUUUUCGUGGUGGCUCCAGUAUGAUAGGGAAAAUUACUGCUUCUGGAUAGGAUCUAAUCCGAACAUAAUGGUCACAAAGCCCAAGUUCCUUGAGUAUAUACUCAGCAGUAGGACGCUAAUAAAAAAAACAAUAAGCUAUGAGCUAAGCGAGCCAUGGGUGGGCUUGGGCCUGAUUACGAGCACGGGCAGCAAGUGGUUCAAGCAUCGAAAGAUGAUUACGCCCUCCUUCCACUUCAAUAUACUGCAGGACUUUCACAAGGUGAUGGACGAAUAUUCCAGCAAGUUCGUGGGACUGCUGAAGGGAGUGUCUGCUGGAGAUAGCAUAUUGGAUAUCCAAGAUCAUGUGGCCUACUUGACCCUAGAUGUAAUUUGCAGCACAUCCAUGGGAGUGUCGAUAAACGCAAUGGAGAACCGAACAUCGCAAAUUGCGCAGGCAUUCAGGGACAUUUGCGAAAACGUCAGCAUGAGAUCCUUCCAUGUGUGGAAGAGCAAUCAAACGCUCUAUCGAUUGGCCUCCGACUAUCCCGCUUACUGCAAGACGCUGAAGACUCUGCAUGAUUUUACCCACGACGUCAUCGAGAAGCGCGUCAAUGCCCACAAAGAGGGAACCGCUUCAAAGCGCCAGAUUGAUGAGUUCUCGGGCAAGAGUAUGGCUUUCCUGGAUACCUUACUCUCAGCAACAGUUGACGGUCGCCCUCUCACGACCCAAGAGCUGUACGAGGAAGUUUCCACAUUUAUAUUCGCUGGCCACGACACGACCACCUCGGGCAUAUCUUUUGCCGUCUAUUUGCUCUCCCGACACCAAGACGAGCAGCGAAAAUUGUACGAGGAACAGCGCGAGGUGAUGGGUGAUAAUGGGAUGGGUCGCGAUGCCACAUUCCAGGAAAUCUCUCAAAUGAAGUACUUGGAUCUGUUCAUCAAGGAGGCACAGCGUGUGUAUCCCAGUGUGCCAGUCAUCGGCCGCUACACCGAGACCGAUCAUGUCAUUGAUGGUAUACUUGUGCCAAAGGGCACAACCCUCAAUUUGGGACUAAUGAUGCUCGGCUACAACGAUCGCGUGUUCAAGGAUCCGCACAAGUUCCGGCCCGAGCGCUUUGAGGAGGAGAAACCUGGUCCCUUCGAGUAUGUGCCCUUUAGUGCCGGUCCCCGAAACUGCAUUGGGCAGAAAUUCGCUCUGCUGGAGAUCAAGACGGUUCUGUCCAAAAUUGUUAGGAACUUUGUGGUGCUACCCCCAGAGGAUGGACUGGAGUCCAGGGAUGGCUAUCUAAGCACUACCUUGGGCCUGCCCACAGCAGAGAGAAUCAAGAAGGAAGCCUAUCGCCAAAAAUACGAUCCAAUACUUGCCACCGCGUUAAUCCUCAAGUCCACAAAUGGUCUUAACAUUCGCUUGAGAGAGAGGAACUAGAUCAUAAGUUGUUGAAUAAAUAUUAGAAAGCAA
Messenger RNA from Drosophila guanche, 1614 nucleotides. RefSeq names its product cytochrome P450 4e2-like. Bases 1 to 1581 code for a protein of 526 amino acids. Gene Ontology annotation, molecular function: monooxygenase activity; iron ion binding; oxidoreductase activity, acting on paired donors, with incorporation or reduction of molecular oxygen. The transcript is spliced from 5 exons. Lineage: Eukaryota; Metazoa; Arthropoda; Insecta; Diptera; Drosophilidae. The record is from RefSeq and is a predicted model, not a curated record.